Messenger RNA from Dermacentor albipictus, 3337 nucleotides. The record is from RefSeq and is a predicted model, not a curated record. Lineage: Eukaryota; Metazoa; Arthropoda; Arachnida; Ixodida; Ixodidae.
UCGACAACGUUAUUCUAGACACGUGGAACCAGGCUGCAAAUGGCCGCGAAGCGUUGACAAUCUGCGCAGGGUUACCGCUCUGCAAAAGCUUCAGCCGUGUGGGCAGCUCUCCGAAAACGGCGACGAGCGGCCUAGCGCCUCCAAGAACCUCGCCCUUCUCGCGAGACUCCGAACGUCCCAGGGGGAGGCGGCCGUCAUGCUGCGCAAGCUCUCCCUCCACGGCGCCAUGUCCAAGCCGCGAGGCGGCGACGAGAGUUCGCGCACCAGCGCCAGAGUCAGGGUGCAGAAGUCGCUGCGCCAAGGCGGCAGAGGAAAGGCGGCGGCCACCGCCACUUCUUCGCUGCUCAGCCAGGGCGUCACAGCGCCACGGGACCUCGACGACCUCAUCGCCGAGGACGGCAGCGAAGAUUUCAGCCAGAUCGCUUCUCUCCUACAGACGUUCUCGUCGCUAAGCAACCAAGGAAAGAAGUUGCAAACCACCGGUCAGCGCAGAGCCCAGGGAUCGAUGGUGCUUCCCGACAUUCCCGAGAAAAUCUCCCUGGAGGACUGGUCCGUCAAGGCCUGCUGCAUCGAGGAUAUCGUGUACCCUAGCUCCCAAAACUGGUCCUACCUGACCAACUCGGCCAUCACGACCUUCACGGAUCAGACCUCGAGGGCGGGCGGCAGUGAUAGCACCCUGUUCGACUCGUCGCUCACCGACUCCAGCUCGACGCUGUCCGUCGACACCGAGUUGGGCGGCCAGCCGGGCGAACCCCGUCGUAGCCAGCGCCGCGAGGCCAGAGCCGCUGGGCUCCGCUGCCGGCGCAACGAAAAUCCCGACAUCGUGGUGCUCCUGGGCGCAACGAGGUUCCCGUGCCACCGUUCUCUGCUUUCCGUGCACUCGCGGUACUUCCAGGAGAUCCUCGCGGCUAAUCCCCAGACCCAGAAGUUGGAACUACAAGGAGUGUCCGGCGACGCCUUCCACGCACUACUCGACUACAUGUACUCUGGGAAACUGCACCUGACCUGCCAAAACAUCGGGAAGCUGUACGUUACCGCUAGCAUCCUCAAAAUAGCCAGCGUCAAGAAGAAGUGUGCAAGGAUCCUGACCAAGUCUCCGUACGACCCAAAGCACGCGGUGUACGUCUACGUUACGGCGCGCAAGUACGGCUUGGCGUCGGUGUGCAAGCGGGCCCUCAAGCUGCUACACCACCGACUGGAAGAGACGGUCACGUGCAAGCCGUUCCUCGACCUGGACGUCAACCAGGUGUGCGAGGUGCUCUCGGGAAACACCGUUGGCGCCAGAGGUGAGAUGGUGAUGUUCUUGGCGGCGCUGCACUGGCUCAACCACAACUACCUGGAGAACGAGCCGUACGUGCUGAAGGUGAUGCAGUGUGUGCGCUUCGGCACCAUGAGCAUCGAGGAGCUGCUGUGCUGCCUGCACCCGCCGCUCCUGCCCGGCAUCAUGGAGGUGCACGAGGUGCGCGCCCAUAUCCUGGCUGCCCUCUGCUACAAGGUUGCGGCUAUGUACAACCAGCAGCACCUAUUCCCCGCGCCACAGCUCAAGGCGCGGUACUUCAAGCUGGAUGGACCAAUCACGCUGUGGGACCUCAACUUAUUCAGCACAAUCAAGAAUCCGCCCGCAGCAGCGCCUCCUGUCGCGUAUCCGAAGUACCUCAACGAUGCAAGCGCCAACAUCCUUCGGAAAGCACCGCCGCUCACCAUACAGUUUCCAGCGCAGCGGGAGCCCGUGUUCCACGGCGAUCCCUUGGCCGACUACCUGCUCCGCAACCGGGCCGAGAUCCCGCUGUCGGUGUGGAGCGACGACCCGUACGAGGGCCUCGGCGCCUGCGGCUCGGGAGCACACGCGCGCGACCCUCGCUCGCCGGUGUUGCUCGUCGUGGGUGGUUUCGACCCGGACGCACCAGGCGACACCGCCGUCGGUACCAAGAUUCUUCGGUAUCACGUUGAAAAAAAUGUCUGGGAAAAGUUAGAAAGCUUUCCGAUGCCCCGGCAUCACCACUGUGCUGUGCUGCAUAGAGACAAAUUGUACAUCACAGGAGGCUACGAUAACUACCAGACGACACAGUCGAAUCUGGAGCCGACCAGCGUGUGCUUCUCGUACGAUCUCACGAAGAAGCUAUGGCAGCCGCUACCCAACAUGGCGCGCAGCAGGGCGUACCACGCCGCUGCCUGCUUCGACGGCACGCUCUUCGUAGUUGGGGGCCGGAGCUCAAACGGAGAGAUCCUCUCCUCGGUGGAGGCGUUGUGCCUGGAAGAACGGCGCCAAUGGCAGGAGCUGCCGUGCCGCCUGUGCAGGCCUCGCAUGGCCGCAGGCAGCACGCAGAUGGGCGGCCACCUCUGGCUCGCCGGCGGCCUCACCGACUCCCGAGCGGGACUCGUGGUCAUCUCGGACGUCGACUGCUUCGACCCGAGCAGCUGCGAGUUCUGCUUCCACGUGAGCUUCCUUCCGACUCCCCGAUGCUUCUUCUCGCUGGUGGCGGUGGACGGCAAGCUGUUCGCGCUGGGCGGCUGCUCGGUGAAGGACAACGAGCUGGACAGCCUGGGAGACGUAUGGUCGUGCCUGGAUCACUGUUGGGAGCGGAGAGGCACCUUCGACCAGGGAUACCACGACGUAGGCACCGUCGCCUACGGCGACAGCGUCUUCAUGGUGGGCGGCCUGUCGUCGGACACCAAGUCGGGCAUCCGUGCCGUCUCCUGCUACCGCACCGCGCUCAACACCUUCACGCCCAGCCUGGCUCCCUUGCCCCGAGCGCUGUGCGGAGCCGCCGUGGUCGCGCUGCCUCCCAUGGAACUCGGAGUGGCCGACUCCACUGGCGGGGACUGCAAGCGUUGGGCGACCAACCCCCGGGCCGGCGGUGGGGGCUCCGACGUCGAGAGCGAGCCCUUCCCCAACGUGGGCCGAUGCACACGGGUGGCACCUGUGACGGACACCGGGCGCAGCUCGCCUGCCGGUUCUCCGCCUCCACGCCGCGCACGGCCCGGACCACCGCCUAACCAGGGGGACCCCUGGGUCACGUGGCGCCGUGCCAGCGCAGAACGCCCGUCGUCGUUCGUCAGUGAACCCACCGCCGCUGCAGCGCCGGCCGAACGAGCACAGCAAACCCAGCAGUCGCCGCCGCGCUGCGCCCAUUCCGAGUACAGAAGACUCGAGGCCAACAAGUAGACUCCCGACCGUGGUUCCACGUGCAUACCACGCUAUAGUGCGUCGCUGAAUGGCAUUCUCCUUUAUUUUACUUUUUUUCUGUUAGCCCUUCUGUGAUUGCUCGGGAGUGAGCACGAAAACCGAACUACAGGAGUGGUGGAGUGUUCAAUUCAAUAAACAACGUGUGCAGCA